CACUGGAACUAACACGCAACACCAACAUAGUCUGCCAAAACGCCAAAACCCCCAGCACAGAACGGGUUAAAAAACCAAUCUCUGGCUACCAGCAACAAUAACAACAACAAAGGAUCCGGGUUUUAACAGCAGAGACAAGCUGUCGCGUGAGGAGGAGCUGGAGAACAAAUGGGGGGAAAACAACAACAACAACAAAAACGACAACAACAGCGUGAAUGGGCCGAUGGGGCGCGUGCCAGCAGUGAGGGCUCUGCGUGUCACGUCUGACAUGCGUGUCAUAGGUUUGCCAUCACUGUAGUAGGAUGAUGGGACCGUAGCAAAAAAACCAAGCAAUACCCGUGGAAUAGGCACUUCAAGCAACAAUAAAAAGCAAGUAGUUCUUUAACAGCAUGAUCCUAGCUAUGUCCACUCAGAAUUAAAUUGGCUUUGCUGCCAGGCAUGUGGGGCUCGUAUCACAGCCUAAGACCCAUUGAAAAGUGUUGAUGGACUUUGUGCAAAUCAAGAAACCAUGUAUAUUAAAUAAGCACCAAGCUGACCAAUAAGCCCAUUUCAGCCCAGGGCAGUGGAGGAACGGAGGAGGAAGAGUUAACAUCUCCCACUGACUUGUGUGGGUAGGUUGGUGUUUCUGAGGUUGUACUGCGAUGUGUUCAUAUGCUGGUCUCUGCAAGGCAGGAUGCAAGCUGAGAUUCCAGAGUUGCCUCCCUGAAACCAUUCGGCAAGAGAAGCGACUGGAGCAGGGGAUGAAAGGAGGCUGCUUGGGGAAUAUCUCCGGAGUCUGAAGUCCGCCGAAAGAACCCUUCUGUUUGCUAUGCAGUUAAAAAGCCCCCAAAGGUUGUGUUAAGCUGGGAUCUCCCAACAAGCCUCCUGUUUGUACUCUGGAAAUCAAUGGUGGUGAAUUUCCCAAGAGAAACAUACUGUAUCUUGCACCUUGUCUUCUGCCAAACCCAGCCUUUUUGGCUUUUGGAGAGUGGAUUGCAGGAGUUCCCAGAAACCUGCAGCUGGCUUUAGGUUACAGGACGCAUCUUCUGGUUAAACCUAGCCAAACGCUGCUGUUUUGCAAACACAACUAUGGGGGAAUGGGAGAUGUCCCGGCACGGGAGCCAGGCUGUGCUGGCGAUAGCUACGUUCUUCUUCUCCAUGUUGGCUGCAGCCAACAGCCUGCGGUGCUAUCAGUGUGUGGGGAUGUUCCAUGAAUGCGUCCAGACCGAGCAGCUCUGUACGCCCAGGGAUCGCUCCUGCUUCUCAUCCACCAUCAAGCUCUUCUAUACAAACAACUACGCUGGCGUUUUUAUGCUGCCAGACCUGGAAAUAGCCGAAUACGUAAUGAAAGGCUGCUCUGGGGAGGGCGUGUCCAACCGCACAGCCAAUGUGUACUCUGAAGAUGACCGAGAGGUGCACAAUACCUACUACUGUGACUCAGACCUCUGCAACACCCGUUUCACAGGCGUUCCGGCCAGUUCUCCUCAGGUGGCCAAUGGCAUGGAGUGUUACAGCUGCUUCGAUCGAGGCACUGGAGAGUGUGCUCCAGGAAAUGCCACCCGGAUCAAGUGUUUGGGGGACAUGAACCAGUGCAUGGAUUUUACUGUGACCAACGGUGCCUGGAAAAUGACCUACCGGACAUGCGGCCUUGAGACACUGUGCCGCCGCCAGUAUGUACUCCCAGAGCUCUCGGGAAGGCUGGACAUCAGCUGCUGUUCCACCCCGCUGUGUAAUGAUGGCCGGCCAGGACAGAAGAGCAUCUGCAGCCACUUUUCAGAGCAAGGGGUCAAGCGGAAGCCUGAAAAUGGCCUGGAAUGCGCUAGCUGCUGUGACUCUGGACAAGGGGAAUGUGCCACAGGGAACUGGACUCAUGUCAAGUGUGUUGGGGACCAGAACAUGUGUGUGAAUGUCACAGAGGAAGGCCAGAUGGUGCUGCGUGGCUGCAGCUUGGAGAAGCUUUGCUGGGAGAAACCACAACUGCUGGGCCUGAGCCGGAAUGCCUCCAUCCGAUGCUGCUCUGGCUCCCUCUGCAACCGCAGCAUCGAGCUGACCUCCGGGGCUAUGCUGUUGCACUUGCUGCUGCCCGCUCUCCUGAUGAUGAUGAUGCGGCUGCUCUGACGGACGCCCAAGGACAUGUGGACUCCACUGAAAGGGCGGAAGACAGGAGAAGCGCAGAAAGCACUUGACCAGCACUGCAUGCGCAGUUGCAUUCUUGCAGCCCAUGCGGCAUUUUUGUCACUUGCAACAUUGCUCUGGUCUGCAGCACCUGGUCCAAGAAUUUGGCAAUGUUGCAUGCAAGGCUGGAUUCCACGGCACCCUCUGUGACUUCUGCUUCCUACUUCCUAGACUGGAACUUUCAGGGAAGGGUCAGUUUCCUUGCGAGGGAAGAGAGAUCUGUUUACAAAUGAUGCCAGGAUGGCGGCAAUAGGCUGGCAGAGACACCCAGACUCGUAGUACCAGUCCUGAAAUAAUGUCAGUCUUCCCCAAAGCGACCACACACCCUCGCACCUGCUUCUCACCAGCCAACCUCAGAAGCCCUGGCUUCUCUCUCUCGCUGCCCUGAUUGAAACUAGAGAACUGUUUUCUUCGUUCCAGGUGUGGUGGUAGGACACAAACAACAGCGACUUGGCAUGGCUACUAUCCAUGGAAGACCUUUAAGCAGUCACCUCGAUCUCUCGCCUGCUGCACCAAAGCCUAAAAAGAGUGGAGUGGUUAUCCUGAUUUGCUUGCACAAAGCGUAAUGCAGAAGUUAGACUAUGGGUAUCAUAGGUGCCAACUCCCUGGGGCCCUGGGUGCCCGUGAAUUUCCCAUGAAGGGGCUGGGCACCCACAAAUUUCUGUGCCAGGGCCAUGCACGCUGCAUGGCUCCCACGGCCCCAGGCACCCACGGUCACAGGGCCAAGUUGGCACUCCUGAUGAGUGUGUUCACAUUAGCACCUUAGAGUGCGGUGAAGUUGUUCCCCGCAGUGUAUUCAGCUGUUCCCUCCUGCCAGGCAUUGUUCACAUCAGCACAGCUUCAUUAAUGUCAGAUUUGUUUCUGUUUCUGUACACACCCGGAGGUAUUGACAGGGCAAAGUUUGUCUUUACACUAUGCAAAGGUGGUUCCACCUUGGCUAGAGAUGAAUAAGGACCAGCUUAAGGACUCGGCGUGAAGCUCAUUUGAGAAGUAACACAUCACACAGUAGUGUUUUAUUACAAAGUACAGGGUAUGUAUUUUGGACAAGGUAGUGUGAAAUCCAUUAAAAACCCAGCCCUGGAAAUGCAGCAAGUGCACAGUAAACUGGGGCGUCUUUAUUGAACAUCUGUUCUGAUUUGCUCGUGGGGAGGUUAGACAACAAACAACAAUCUAUCCUGAAUUGCUUGGCUAUGUGUCUUCUCAUUAAUCUUUCCCUCACCCCACACUUGAAAUUUGCUUUUCCCGUCAUAUUCCUAACCACAGAAAGUCUGUUUUCAUUUUUAAUUGGAUCUCGCUGCCCCAGGAGAGCGGAGGCACAAACCUAAAUGUCCUGUCUGGAAUGCCUCCCACAAAAUGCCAACAGUCUGGAGGCGACCUUGCACCACCAAGCAGCAUGCUCUUGCAGCCUCCUGUGCCUGGCUGUUGCUGUGGGUGUUAUUUCACUCACUGUUUCGGGGUUGCGGGCAUUGUUCCAUGCCACUGCUGCUGCAAUGUUUCACCUGUGGCAGCAGGAUUCCAUUGCACACCUGAGAGCCACGGGGGCUGCCCUCCACUGCUUUAAUACACAGCAGCAGUGAAGAGGUCUUGGGAUUAAAAAUAGGGGAUUAAUAGGGGGAACCCUCCACCUGGGUACUGGACUUCACCUUUGGGCAAACCGGGCUGAUGAAGCCUUUUGGCUCAGAGCAUAGAAUCUGAUGGCUUCACAGUUUCACUUCAAACUGUUGUAAGCCAAAAAUAGCUUAUCUCCUGAGUUUAUGCCAAUAAAACUCAGAAAUGUGAGGAGUUAGGAGUCCAGUGUUGUUUAUUGCAAAGCAAAAGGUUAUAGUUACAGGUAGGUAGCCGUGUUGGUCUGGAUCGAAGUAAAAUAAAAAAAAUUCCUUCAGUAGCACCUUAAAGACCAACUAAGUUUUUAUUUUGGUAUGAGCUUUCGUGUGCAUGCACACUUCUUCAGAUACAGUGAAAUGGAAGUUU
This is a messenger RNA of Zootoca vivipara (common lizard), 4125 nucleotides long. Its product is annotated as urokinase plasminogen activator surface receptor. The record is from RefSeq and is a predicted model, not a curated record. Lineage: Eukaryota; Metazoa; Chordata; Lepidosauria; Squamata; Lacertidae.